GUGUAUAAAGUAUAUCAGGCCUUGUUGUUCCGAUGAAAUCUCGGUUGACCACUUCCGACGACGGUCUCAAGAUGAAGGCGCUUACAGCGAUCUGUCUGCUAGUGGUCUCACAGACUUUGGCAGAAAUCUCUGUCGAUGUUGGAGAGGCCGAGCGCGGCGUGAACAUCCUCACGCCAAGAGGAACUCAGCCGCUGUACGAGCUGCAGGUGUUGGACAACCAGGAAAGUGUCGAGAGUGAUGACGUGGUUUAUGUAAGCCUUGUCACCAACGACGACAACCGACCAAUCAAGACGUUCCACGUCAGCAUCCAGAGCCCGGAUGAGUGCGGUGUCGGCCAGAUCCGCGGUAACCAUGACGACAUCCUCAAUAAGGAGGAGGGCGCCGUGGUGACGGCCCAGGUCAACGUGGACUUGACCAAGGUGCCUCUCCGGUGGAAGACGCCUUCCUGUGGAUGUGUGACCGUCAGGUUAGUAGCCACCGCCAUUUUAAACUAA
Branchiostoma floridae (Florida lancelet) is the source of this 494-nucleotide messenger RNA. RefSeq lists its product as uncharacterized. NCBI's taxonomy places the organism in Eukaryota, Metazoa, Chordata, Leptocardii, Amphioxiformes, Branchiostomatidae. Bases 33 to 494 code for a protein of 153 amino acids. The record is from RefSeq and is a predicted model, not a curated record. The transcript is spliced from 3 exons.